CGCCCCCUUAUGUGGUAUCAGCCAAUCGACUUCCGCCGCGCUGCUGCGUGGCUCUUAACGGCAGAGCAUCGGGUCGGAUCCCUCACUCUGCGUACCUGGCUUGGCCUUCGGGGGCGUCGCCGCGUCUUGAAGUGCUACACAAUGUCUUUGCAGGCAGAGUUUGAGAAGUUGGCUGAGGAUGUAAAGAACGUGAAGACGAGGCCGGAGGACCAGGAGCUGCUGGAUAUGUAUGGGCUGUACAAGCAAGCCACCGUCGGGGACAUAAACACCGAGAAACCGGGGCUAUUGGACUUCAAAGGCAAAGCGAAAUGGGAAGCCUGGAGCUCCAGGACAGGAAUGUCCAAGGAUGAUGCCAUGACAGCCUACAUUGCUAUAGCAAAGGACGUCAUCGCCAAAUAUGGAAUGUGAUUAUUAUUAUUUUUUAAAGGCAAAGCCCUUAAGUACUGUAGCUCAGUUUUAUCAAAAAAUCAGCUUAGUCAGUAAGACACAGUUUGAAGUAAUCUCAUAUAGAAUCUAGUCAGCCGUCAUCCUUUAAUUUUUUAUGAUUCUUUAAAAUUGUGCUGUCAACUUCUUACAUGGCUUAAACUAUUAAAAACUAUUCUGAAUUAGUUUACCAGUCUCAUUUAUAUUCAGUGUUAGUUCUAAUGUAAACCUGUGUCUGUCGACAUCCAGCAUAUCGUAAAGUGUGUAUUUUGCACCUGUAACAGAUCUGUGCAUUAGAUUGGUACACACUCAGUUGUUUACUUGUUUCAUUAAAACAGAAAAGGUGUAUUA
Paramormyrops kingsleyae is the source of this 774-nucleotide messenger RNA. It is a transcript of the gene acbd7, whose product is annotated as acyl-CoA binding domain containing 7. Gene Ontology annotation, biological process: fatty acid metabolic process. Gene Ontology annotation, molecular function: fatty-acyl-CoA binding. The record is from RefSeq and is a predicted model, not a curated record. Lineage: Eukaryota; Metazoa; Chordata; Actinopteri; Osteoglossiformes; Mormyridae.